AUGCAGGCUUUCAAAAACUUUGAACAUCUGGCCCGUCAAGAUGAUGACAGACGGCAUCAAGAGCUUGAGGAAAAAAUUAAAAAGAGAGAGGAAGAUCUGGCAGCUGCAGGAGAGAGAAUAAAAGAGCCUGCUGUAGCUGAGGAGGUCGAGAUCAACUCAGCAGUGGAACAUGACUCAACACUGGAUGGUGGAAAGGCUGUGGAGUCAGAGGAACCCACACCAGAAGAGGAGAAAGUAGAAACAGAAGCUACAAGUACAGCAGCAGAACUACCAGCGGCUAUUGCUGCCCCCGUAGAAACCAAGCCCAGGAAACAGGAGCAAUUCCAAGCAAAUCCUGAAAGUUACAACGGAGCAGUGAGAGAGAAUUACGCCUGGUCUCAAGACUACAGUGACCUGGAGAUUAAAGUCCCAGUGCCCAAGCACAUUCUGAAAGGCAGGCAGGUUUCUGUGGACAUUGGCACUAGCUCAAUUCGUGUUGCAGUGCUAGAAGAAAGUGGGUCUCGUGUACUCAUGGAAGGCACCCUUACCCACAAGAUCAACACAGAAAGCUCUGUUUGGAGUCUGGAACCAGGAAAAUGUAUCCUAAUUAACCUCACCAAGGUAGGUGAAUACUGGUGGAGUGCCAUCUUGGAAGGAGAAGAGCAGAUUGACAUUGAUAAAAUUAAUAAGGAACGUUCAAUGGCUACAGUAGAUGAAGAAGAGCAUGCAGUGCUGGAUAGGCUGUCUUUUGACUACCACCAGAAGCUGCAAGGCAAGCCACAAAGCCAUGAGAUGAAAGUCCACGAGAUGCUUAAGAAGGGCUGGGAUGCUGAAGGGUCCCCCUUCAGAGGCCAGAGGUUUGAUCCCUCCAUGUUCAACAUCUCUCCUGGAGCCGUGCACUUUUGAUGAUGGCUGUGAAAAUGGGAGAAUCACCUCCACGCUUGGGAUCCAAGGAUGAAACCAGUGCCACUCUUGGGCUCCUCUUCCUCCUCCUCGUCCUUAACAUCAAGGAGCCCUUUGGUCCCUGCAUUGUUAUAUGGGCUUGUUUUGUAAAGUGAGAGACUUUUUUAAAUGGCCAGAGUGUUGAGUUUGUUUUUUUCUGGAGGGGGGCUGAGAAAGGGAACCGAAAUGUGAGUGGGGGGUGAGUCCAUACUUUCUUCCAGCACCAGCUUGAUGUGUUUGAUAUGUAUGUGGGGGAAGCCUGGCAAAAGCAGCUUUACGUACUGUGUCGCCUAGGCAACCAGUGGCUGCUGGUAGUGUUUCCUCUUCUUUCGUGUUAAUGGAUUCGCUUGCUGCUGCAGAGAGGUAGGCUGAAGGCAGUUUUCUCCCCCACAUGCACACCUCAAGUUCCAGAAACAUGCAGUUGGGUGAAAUGAUGGCAGCUUCAUUCUCUUGUUCAUUAUUUGAAGAUGCCUCUUCUCCCACCCAUCCCCACCCCUGCUUUAGGAAACCCACUCCACUAAUGGCAUUGGACAGCUCCACCUUCUUUAAACACUGAGAAUCUGCAAUCAGUGUCAUUUCAGCAGCAUCUAAAUUGUUAGGUUUGGUACUUGAGGCCCUGGCAGUGGGAGAUAAAUGUUGCAGGCUCAGAUGAAUCCUGGAACAACGAAGGCACUGAAAGAGAAGGUGACACUUGUAAUAGCUAUAUAUAUUUGCAGUGCUCUGUAAAGGCAGAGGUAUAGGAUCUUUUUAACAGUGGAAAGCAAGAGUUCUUUAUCCAGAUUUCUGUUGCUGGAUGACCUACAGAACAGCAAUUCUUUACCUGCCUCCAUGGAUUCUAUCCAGCUGCACUUACCACAAGGCUUUUGAGGUUUCACAUCCUUUUCUCUCUCUCCUUAUCAUGUGUGAAAUGUGUGGCUAUGUUUCCAGUUUAUCAGACUUUUAAAAAUAAAAAAUAGCAAGUGGAGGGAAAUCAGGAUUAUGUUUAGAAAUGAGGACAUGCUGUGGUCUUGACAAAACUCCCCUUCCCAUAACCUGCAGUUUAGCUCAGGAGAAAAGAGACCAUUCAUGCCAAUUGCCAUUUUCAUAGUGGUGCCCUUCCCUUCUUGCAUGUCACAGGCUGAUUGCUCUCCCCAUGUGGGACUUUAAAAAGAGAAAACAAAAAAAGACAGCAGGUAAGUGAAAGGCAUUCACACGUUUCACUUGUGAUGUUUAAAUGCAUGCAGUAAAUUUAGACGUCAGGCAGCCAACUGAUGGCAGUGAUUGAGUUGAAGAAGCCAGCAUGGAUCAUCUUCUGGUAUAGAGGCCUUUUAUUUGAGUCCCCUGAUCUGUCAUUGAUAAGGAGUGGGAUUGAUGUUCAACCCUGCCUACUUCCAGAUGGAUCUUGUGUGUUUCCCAAAAGGAAGGAAGCUCUAAUCUUGCUCAUUGUGUAAUUAUUCAAAUGAAGUGCUACCAUGCCAAAACAUCACCAGAGAGUGGCUUUAUCACUUCAGAUGGUUGUCUUUUUCUGUCUCUUGGUGUGCCAUUUGAUUUGAAUUAUUUCUUCUCAUUGUAAUGUCAGCUGACAACCUAAUGCAGGUCUGAGAAGAAAUACCUUUAAGACUGUCAAGAGCAGUGGAGUUUUCAAUGUUCUCCCUUACUGCUGUGGCAAGGAAGAUUAUUCUAGGGCAGGAAGGGGCAACAUGUGUUCCUCUAGGUGUUGGACUGAAGCCCUCAUCAACCAUUAUCAUUAGGUAUGGAAUCAUUAUACUGGCUAGGACUCAUAGGAGUUGCAGCCUCACAACAUCUGGAGAGCCACACUAGUCGACCGCUAGCCUUGGAAAGUAUACCUAUCCCUGCUCUGGCAUGUCCAUCAGUAUAAAAUAUUUAAAAGAGAUUUGAUUGUGACCAACAAAUAAGGAAAAUGGCUGUGGCAGAUAUAAUACAUAUAGGUUGAAUCUUAUCUGAAAUAUUUGGGAGUGGAAGUGUUUUGCAUUUCAUAUCUUUUUUGGAGUUUGGAAUAUUUGCAUAUGUAUAAUGGUAUCUCUUGGAGAUGAUACCCAAGUCAAAACAUGAAAUUCAUGUAUAUUUCAUAUAUAGGGAUCCCCCACUUAUCCUAUGAAACAAAAUUUGUAUACACUGAACUAUUUUCAGUAUUUGAAUGACAAGACAUCAGAAAUGUUUUUGGGAAAGGUUAAAGAAACUUGCAAAAUGAUGUGCUAAGUGCAUUGAACUUCAGGGUGAAUACGUGGAAUAGUAAAUAAGUUUCAUGGCUGUAGGUUAUUCCCUUCUUAGGUUGAAAACUUUGCAUCAUCCCUUCAUAAGUAAUGGAACACUGAUGUUGCCUAUGCUUCAUUUAGAUUGUGGAGCGGAAACUUCCCAGGAGGUGAAUGCCCUAGCACCAGGGUUCAAGAUGACCAUUCAGAAGAGACCACAUGUUGUGGCAUGCAAGUAACAACCGUCACCUUGGCAGGGAGUAGCCAUGCAGUUAUGUGCUUUCUCACACUUUCCAUGCCCAUGGGUAGCAGCUGCACUGCUACAAAAGCAAUCACUGAAAUGGGAAAAUGUUCAGCUGUGAUGUGAAGGGUGGGGCAGGAAUUUCAGCCACCCUAACCCCCAACACACAAGGAGGGCGUUGCACUUCUUUGGAAGAGGGCCUGUCCUUCCUUCUGAAGAGGGUGGCAUCAGUUGCCAUUGCAAACAGAUUUUGCAUUCAUCCCACAGGGAAGGGCCAGCAACUUGUGAGCACUGGCUCUUGGAAGUGGGGAGUGUAAUUUUACUAUCUAGUGCUUUUGUAGCCCCCCCUCCCACUUUAGGUACAAAAAUAAGUAGAGAGAGAAGCAUCUAACAUUAUUUCCAGUCACUGCCAAGAUAGUGUUGAUUUCUCAUCGAUUCCAUGUCAUGAUGUUUUGUCGUCUGAAUAGGUUGUUUCAUGUUUGCUGUAGCCCACGUCCAGAACAUCACGUUUUGGACUGAUCAGCUUCCUCUCUACAACUGACCCUAAAUGAAGCACACGCAGCAGCAGUGGUUCAUUAUUCUGAUGUGUGAGGAGGAGAGGAAAAGCAGCUAAUAGUUAUCCUCAAAAGAAGGCAAGCAGGGGGCAAAGGGGUUGAGCUACUGAUCAGCAUGUCUCCUUUUAAAAUAAUAAUUUAUUAUUUCUCAACCAGCUAAAAAUCAACUAGGCAAGGCCUUUAAGGUUUGUGUAAAGUACUGUGGGUGGUUCUCUAGCAGCUCACUUGCUGUGAAGAGCUUAGUGAGACUUGGCAAGACUUUAGCCCUCCUUUGGCUCUGUAAUGCAUUUGUAUCUCAUCCCCUCAGUUUUCAGUUGUUGAAAGUGGCCCUAAAUCUUAGGAGUAUGUUUGUGGGCGUCCAAUUGCAACUGCUUGGACUUUGGCAUAUCUAAGAAUGGAGCUCCCUGCAGCUCCAGUGGCCUCUGAGAUGUUGAGAAAUCUUUACGUAGGAUGGUCCACAUGGAAGGUUUUCUGCAGGACACAUACCCACCUUCACCCUUAGAAAUUAAAAGAACCUAGGUCUAUCUGGUCCCAUUGUUUUUCUUUCAGUUAGGCUGAAAACAGGACAGGGCAAGAUACAUCGUAUCACAUUUGCAGUCUUAUACAGCAGCUUUAGGUUGCGUUGGAUCCUAGAAGAAAAUGGUCGACUCUUUUCCCAGAAUACCAAAGUGGGGUGGGAAAGGAUGUGCUGGAGAACUGCAGUGACAAUUGUUACUGGAUUUUUAUGUUUAUGGUACUUGGGUAAAACUGGCCUGUUGCCUUUUCUCAAA
Messenger RNA from Sceloporus undulatus (fence lizard), 4678 nucleotides. It is a transcript of the gene NUDCD3, whose product is annotated as NudC domain containing 3. The transcript is spliced from 6 exons. NCBI's taxonomy places the organism in Eukaryota, Metazoa, Chordata, Lepidosauria, Squamata, Phrynosomatidae. The record is from RefSeq and is a predicted model, not a curated record. Gene Ontology annotation, biological process: protein folding. The coding region runs from base 1 to 885 and encodes 294 amino acids. Gene Ontology annotation, cellular component: cytoplasm.